CAAAAGAAAUGGAGAGGGGUGAGUAGGAGCAAAUUUUCUCAUGAGGUAAGAAGAACAACUUCUCAUGGAAUCUACAGUACAGGAUUUCCUUUUGUAAUAAAGUAUUAUCUUCUGUGAGAUAUUUGAGAUGAAUAGAAAUAAAAGAUGAACAAUGGGAAGCAGGAAGGCAUGUCAGAUAUGGUGGAACACACAGAGUAUCUGAGAGCUUUUAUUUGCAGACAAGUUGCUUAUUACUGAUAUGCCAAAGAGGGUUGCAAAUUUCUAUUAUAAAGGAAUUUGGAAGAAUAAACUGACCUCUUAAUGAAUUAUAAAUUAAGAAGCCAAUGGCCAAAAGUGAAAAUAUAAAUGGCAAAAGAAUUUCAAAGUGAAUAGUGCUGAAGUUGAAGUUCAGGAGUUAAACUCCAAAGAGAGCCAAAAUGUAAAGUUUAGCGGCAGAAGAAUCGUAACUGCUGGUUUAAAAUAUUGAGAUUGAGGGAGGACACAGAAAGCAAUGAGCCCUAAAUGUUGACAGAAUUGUAAAUCUGUUGGCUCUUUACAUGAGAUUAAAAGCCUGUUAAAAUUUCACCCGCCCAGAUCUCCCUUCUAAGGAAAUUUGGUUGUCUGCCAAACUUUAGUUGAUAAAAAGUCUACAGACUCUGAACACAGAGCUGCAGCUUUUCAAAGAAGAAAUCAAAACAAGAUUACAAGAAGCCUGAAAAAUGAAGCCUAAAAUGAAGUAUUCAACCAACAGAAUUUCCACAGCCAAGCAGAAGAACACAGCAAGCAAAGCCCUGUGUUUCAAACUGGCAAAAUCCCAACAGAAGGCCAAAGAAGUUUGCCAUGUGUACUUUAUGAAGCUCCGCUCUGGCCUUACAAUAAAAAAGGAGGCCUCUUACUUUAGGAGAGAAACCACCAAAAGACCUUCACUAAAAACAGGUAGAAAGCACAAAGAACAUCUGGUAUUCACUGCCUGUCAACAGCAAUCUACCAUGAAGUGCUUUACCUUUGAUAUAUCAGCAGUCCAGAAAUAUACUAAAGCACUUCAUGCUGCAAGUAUCCCAGGUAUUUCACCUAUUACAGAAUCUCUUACUUCCCUAAGCACAUACAAUGAUCAAUCCAUUAUUUUUGCUUUGGAGGAUGAGAGUUAUGAGAUAUAUGUUGAAGACUUGAAAAAAGAUGAAGAAAAAGACAAAGUGUUACUGAGUUACUAUGAGUCUCAAUGCUCCUCAAAUGAAUCAGGUGAUGGUGUUGACGGUAAGAUGUUAAUGGUAGCCCUGAGUCCUAUAAAAGACUUCUGGUUGCAUGCCAACAACAAGGAGCACUCUGUGGAGGGUAAGGAAGGGAGGAAAGUGGCAUGUAUGGCUUUACUACUGAAAAUCUGCUCUCCACCAGCAGUACAGCAUCACCUGGGAGGUUGUUAGAAAUACCGGAUUCCAGGCCCCCCAGAAAUAAAUUGGAUUCUGCAUUUUAAGAAAUCUUCAGGAAAUUCAUAUGUGCCUUAAAGUUUGAGAAGCACUGUUAUAUAGAAUGAUCUCAAAUCCUUUCUGUUUGGCUUUAGGAACUAUUAUGUUCCUCUAGGAAACAUUUCUUUGUAUAAUAUCGUUUUCUUAAACAAAUACAAAAAAAAAAUGUUCUGUUCUGAGCCUGCUUAAGAGAGGUCAUAAGCAUUUCCGUGUGCCAAGAUUUAUAAAUAACCUAACAUCUACAUUCUGAACAUAGGAUUCAUUGCAUACUCUUCUUUAGUUAGUAAAUGGCAUUAUUAUAUUGGUCAUGAUGUGUAAUUAUAACCAUCUUGACAAACAAGCCAAAGGUAGAGGCAUGGAAGAAAACAGAAGAGCAUAAUAUAGAAGAUAAAUUAUAUAAAUACACAAAAUUAUAAAGCUAACUAACACAGCCAUGUAAGGCCUUAUUAACGUAAAUGGUGGAUGGUAACCAGCAUCUUCCUAACCAAAACAUUCCUAAGCAUAUAUAAUCUAGUGUUUGGCAUGUAAAACUACUCAAUAAGAGGGCUACUUAGACUGAGCUCUAUUAUAUAGCAAGCAUUGUGCUAAAUGUUUCUCAACUAUUAUUUUAUUUAAUACAGUAACUCUACAAUGGAGUUGUUGUAUUGCUCAAAUGUUGCUGUGUAACAAAUCAUUCCAAAGCUUAGUGCCUCAAAAUAAUAAUCAUUUAUAUUUACUCAUAUGUCUGUAGGUAUUUUGGGGAUUGACUGAUUUUAAAAACUGGCUAGACUUUAAAAAUGAGGCUUGAGAGAUAAAGCAACAUGCCCAAGGUCUCAGAGAUAGCAUACAUCAAAUGAAGGGUACAAAUCCAGAACUACUGCAUCCAGAUCCAGUCACCCCAAUCCAUACUGCCUCUCUAUCAGCUGUCGGUGAAUCAGAUCAAAUUCUGAUUUGAUCACCCCCACACCUCUACUCAUUUCUCCCCUCUUCUCUCCACUACUGAUUAAGCAAACUUGCUAGAAAUAUCAAGUCAUAAAUAAGUAUUCCCCUUUAGUUUCCAAUACAGACAGGUAAAGUUGACUCUGAACUUCCCAUUCACAUACGGAUUGCUUUCUCUCGUUUCCUCAGCUCCAUAAGUGUGAAAAACCACUGCCAGACCAAGCCUUCUUUAUCCUUCAUAAUAUGCCCUACAACUGUGUUUCAUUUGAAUGCAAGACUGAUCCUGGAGUGUUUAUAGGUGUAAAGGAUAAUCAUCUUGCUCUGAUUAAAGUAGACUGUUCUGAGAAUUUGUGUAGUGAAAAUAUCUUGUUUAAGCUCUCUAAAAGUUAGUUGAUGGAAACUUGUGGGUCUUGGCUUUGGUACCCAAAUGCUACCACUGCAGAAGGGAUGAAAGAUAAAGAGGCAGGUGACACCUAAGGGAAAUGAAGAGUGCUUAGCAUGCUGUGGAAUGUUUUCCUUAUUAUGUAUAAAAAUAUUUUUUCUAAUCCUUCUUUUUUAAAUUUCCCCCUGUAAAACUGCAUAUUCAAUACAAGUAUCAGUAUAUUAAAUAGGAUAUUGGUAAAGAAACUGUCAACAUUCUAAAGAGAUACAGUCUGAACUUUACUUUUUUUACUUUCAGUCCGGAAAGAACUUCACAUUUAGAGCUAAGACCACUGAGGAGAGUAAGAGCCAUAGUUCAAGUCUCUCUGUAGGCAGGGAUCCAUUUUAAAGACCUACUUAGAGAAAUAAUUUUCCCCAGUUUCAAACAGUAGGCUCAAACACUAGAGCUGCUAGUAAAAGGAAGACCAGAUGCUUUAUAGAAUUAUCAUUUUUUCAACUGAAAUAAAAUACCCAGUUUUUUUGUAGAUGUCUUAGGUAACACUCACAUCAGCUCUCCUUUACUGUCAGGGGAUAUGGAACUUCAAAGGCCCACAGCCAAGGCAGGUAACAUAAAUGUGUGAAAAAGUAAAGAUAAUUGAAAAAUUAAGAAAGAUAAAUCCAAUAUUUGUAAAGUGAAUAACUUCAUCUCUAAUUAAUUUUUUAAAUUCUGAUUUUUAUUUAUUGAGUUUACUUUAAGCAAGACAUUCUUACAUUAGGAAGCGAAGUAAAUUUUAGUUCAGACAUAAAAUUUCAUUUAUUGGGAAUACCUAACACACCAAAACUUAAAAAAAAAAAAAGUACUGAGCCACAACAUGUUUUAGAGCAUCCAGGUGCCAUAUAAUCCAACUACCAUGGUAAGGCCAGAAAUCCUCUAACCUACCAGAGCCUAGAUGAGACACUGAAUUAACAUUAAAAUUUCAGUAACUCACUGUCCCUCAUGUCCAUGGCCUACCAUCCCUUCUGACCCUGGCUCCCAGGGAUCUAUGUCUUUUAAUAUACUCACUGUCACAUUGGGCAAAGUUGCUUCUAAUCCUUGUUUCCCAUGUGCACAAGUCUUUCUGUUGUCCAGCUUCCUGAUAACCCUGCUAUUUGUAGAAUAUUCAUUUGACCUCUGUCUCUUUUCAUUUCUUUUAACCACGUCCUUGAUACAUCUUUUGCACUCCCCGAACUUCAUUUCUAUAUCACCUGACCUCUGGAUGCUAAAACCUUUAUUCUUCAUUUGUUGCAGAAUUUUAGAUAAACCUAUGAAUGGCGAUAUUUUUUGUUAAACAUCUUUGUCUUUUACUGUCAACAGAGCAAUAAAAUUUAUACUCAACUAUAUAAUAACAUUUUAACUACUAAAUGAAUAGUUUUUGUUUAUUUUAAAGUCUUAGCAAUUUCUAUUAUAAUUUUUCUUAGACUUAAUACUUAUGAUAAAUGACUAACAUAGUAAUAAAAAAUUUAUGAAAUAUGACCUUUUCUGAAAGUAUGUACUUUUACAUUUCUAACUUAUUGAGACCUAUUAGAUGUAAGAGCUGGUAGAAUAUAAAAGAGACUGAGAAUUACUGUACACAGGCAUUACAAUUGUAAAACAAUAUAUCUUUGCUUCAUUGUUUUGUCAAUAAUUAUUAGAAAAGAGAUAAAAAUAAAAGCAGAAUAUGUAUCCCUUCUGAGAAACAUUAUUGAUAUGUGCCUCUGUAUGACAAACAUAAAAUGAUUAUUAAAUAGCCAAAUAUAUCUACUACAUUGUUUAUAUUCUUGAAUAAACUAUAUUUUCCAAAAGUAUGUGAGACUAUAAUGAUUUUAUCAUACGAUGACUCAAUAUUCUGAAAUUCUUAAGUGAAAGUAAGCAUACUCUAAUCUACCAAUGUUGGUAUCCGGAGUAGGUCAUUACCCGGUAAUUUUGGUGAUUCAUAACUAAGUAAUAGUUUGAAGAGAAGAGAUUGUGUCUUUUUCACCUUUGUAUAGUCAGUGCCCAUCCUAGUGGGUGUUUAGUGACUUUUACUCAGGAUCAAACAACCAACAUGUACCUGCAUCAGAACCUUGAUCUGAUAAUUCUGAUGCCUUAUUAAAAUAACUUUCAACUCA
This is a messenger RNA of Callithrix jacchus (white-tufted-ear marmoset), 4847 nucleotides long. It is a transcript of the gene IL33, whose product is annotated as interleukin 33. Gene Ontology annotation, molecular function: cytokine activity. Lineage: Eukaryota; Metazoa; Chordata; Mammalia; Primates; Cebidae. Gene Ontology annotation, biological process: positive regulation of inflammatory response; positive regulation of cytokine production. The record is from RefSeq and is a predicted model, not a curated record.